CCACCAAUAUUCCUUCAUCCUUUUACUACAAAAAUUCUUCCACCACCUCAUCUGUCUUCUUCCUCACCACCGAUUAGUCCACUCCCCUUUUCUCUCUCCAAUCAGUCGUUUCAUAUUAAUCAUCAAUCAUCAAUCUGUAGAACCAAAACUAUACCAAACCAAAGGGGAGAAAGGAAUACCUUCCACAACCAACAACCUCUCCCUCUCCAAGAAACCAUAAGAAGAUUCCCACAAUUGAGGCACCAAUUGUUCCUUACCCUCCCCUCUCUGCCCUUCCACUCCUCUCUUUGGGCAGACCUCACCUCCGCAAGCUCUCUCAUCUUCCUCCCUGAAACAAUCCAUAUCUGGAAGAUUAUAAGAAAUUCAGAAAGAAAGAUUGUUCCUUUUUCCUUCUUUAGCCCAAGGCAGGCCAGAGUUCCGAGAAAAUCCGGUGAACCGAAUCAGGGUAUUGCUCGGUUUUUCAAGACUCGCCGGGAUGAAGCACAUUGACGAUGAUAUUCCGACAUCCCCAGGAAAGUUCAAGAUGGAUAAGCCUCCAUACCAUAGCAAUAGGCUCCGGCUUCAUUCCUCCCUACCCAGGUUCACCUUUUGGUCCAUCCUGUUCUUCGCUUUGAUCUACUUUCUGUUCUUCAGAUCACCGUCGUCUUCCUCCUCCCCCGCCGUCCCCUCGGAUCUCUUCCGGAGAUCCCUCAAAACCAGCUCCUACGGCGGCCAAGCCUGGGAAAAGAAGAUCAGGGCCUCCGCGAAAGUCAGAUCAAGAAACGGCAUGACCGUUCUUGUCACCGGAGCCGGCGGCUUUGUCGGGACCCACGUCUCCGCCGCCCUCAAGCGCCGCGGUGACGGCGUGGUGGGGCUCGACGUUUUCAACGACUAUUAUGAGCCGUCGUUGAAGCGGGCCCGCCAAAAGCUCCUCGAGCGUAACGGGGUGUUCAUAGUGGAAGGCGACAUAAACGACGCCGCAUUGCUCAGGAAGCUCUUCGAGAUCGGCCAUUUCACGCACGUGAUGCAUCUCGCCGCCCAGGCCGGCGUGAGAUACGCGAUGGAGAAUCCGGGAUCAUACGUCCAUAGCAACAUCGCAGGCUUCGUCAACCUUCUGGAGGUCUGCAAAAAUGUCAACCCACAGCCGGCCAUAGUCUGGGCUUCUUCAAGCUCUGUUUAUGGAUUGAACAGUAAGGUCCCGUUUUCGGAAUCUGAUAGAACAGAUCAACCCGCGAGUCUUUAUGCUGCCACCAAGAAAGCCGGGGAGGAAAUUGCCCACACAUAUAAUCACAUCUAUGGGCUUUCCCUCACCGGAUUGCGGUUUUUCACGGUGUACGGGCCUUGGGGCCGACCGGACAUGGCGUACUUCUUUUUCACCAAAGACAUAUUGAAGGGGAAGUCAAUUCCCAUAUUUGAGGCGGCAAACCACGGAACCGUCGCCAGAGAUUUUACUUACAUUGAUGACAUUGUGAAGGGGUGUUUGGCAGCCUUAGAUACCGCGGAGAAGAGUACUGGAAGUGGCGGGAAAAAGAAGGGGCCUGCUCAAUUGCGGGUUUUCAACCUCGGGAACACUUCACCCGUCCCGGUGUCUGAUCUAGUUGGCAUAUUGGAGAAGCUGCUGAAGGUGAAAGCCAAGAGGCAAAUUAUGAAGCUGCCAAGGAAUGGGGAUGUUCAGUUUACACAUGCUAAUAUCAGUUUGGCUAAGAGGGAGCUUGGGUAUAAACCUAGUACAGAUUUACAAACCGGGUUGAAGAAAUUUGUGCAAUGGUAUCUCAGUUACUAUGGAGGUGCUGGUGGAAAGAAGAGUUCACACUGAAACUAUACAAACAUUCUUUCUGUUGUUUGUAGUGGUGGUGGGGAGGAAGAGGUAGAUCAAAGGACCAAUUCCAUUUCUUUUGUUUUGUCUUUCCUUGUUCAUUCUUCUGAUGAUUGUUUUUUUUAAAGUUCAUACACACACUUUGUUGUCUUACUUUGUUGUAUAUCUGUACAAGGAUGAAGCUUAAGGGGCUUUUUGUGGUGCUGGAAAUUGUUUUGAUUGUUGUGAUAUAUGUUGUAUUAAAUGGGGACUUACACAUUAUAUGAUACCAUUCUUUUUUCUUUGGGGCUGUUCUUGAAAUGUAAUUGGUUAUGGGACUUGUAUCCCCAUUGUAAAUUUAUAAUGUAUUAUUUGGAGAUGAAGGGCUUUUAACAGGUUUAAAUAAAGGGAUUUGCCACAUUUUAUUUGUAUAUAGUCCAUCUAUAUAAUUGUAUGUCUUUUCUUCUUCUUUAUGAACAUCCUUGAACUUUGGUUGUUUUGAUGUUUAUAUGCAGUAUUUGAAUCUGAACUUUGGAUGUUUCUCAAUGGAAUGAUUCUCCUUCUACAUAUGCAGUAUUUGAAUCUGAACUCUUACAGCAGAUCUCAUGUUGGAAUCUGAACUCUUACAGCAGAUCCCAAUUGAUCUCAUGUUGGGAUUUCUGAUACUACAGCUUACUUUAUGUGAUAACAAAUACUACCUCGGUCCCAUAUUAAACUUCCAAUUGCGGGUUACGAAGUUUGACCAGUGAUAAAGUUAAAUGAUCCCUGUGAAAACUCGGAUUAUUUUUAGAAAAUAAAAUUUAUAUAUUCAGAAACUACAUCAAACCCGCUACAAAGCCUGCAAAACAAAAUUCACUUUUUAUAAAAUUUUGAUAUAUAAAGUAAGAGUUUAAGUGUGAUUUAAGUUGACCCUCGAAAAGCGAAAUAGAAGUUUAUUUAGGGACGGAGGGAGUAUAACAAAACUGAAGGGGAAAGGGAUGUGUAGGAUUGUAGGAAUAUCACACUUUGAUGCAGC
Cuscuta epithymum is the source of this 2789-nucleotide messenger RNA. Lineage: Eukaryota; Viridiplantae; Streptophyta; Magnoliopsida; Solanales; Convolvulaceae. The record is from the annotation of a GenBank genome assembly.